Molecule: messenger RNA, 1838 nt
Organism: Exophiala oligosperma
Lineage: Eukaryota; Fungi; Ascomycota; Eurotiomycetes; Chaetothyriales; Herpotrichiellaceae
Exons: 1
Coding region: 162-1568 (468 amino acids)
Biological process (GO): pyruvate decarboxylation to acetyl-CoA
Cellular component (GO): pyruvate dehydrogenase complex
Molecular function (GO): dihydrolipoyllysine-residue acetyltransferase activity
Source: RefSeq, a predicted model, not a curated record
CUUUUGGAUGCUCCCCCCAAACAAUUGCCCGGCCCUCUGCCUCCCUCCCACCCUCGUCAUUGCUCAGAGACGGUUUUCGCUUUCUCCUCUGUGUCUGUCGAGCAACACUUGACUUGCUCUAGUCGAUUGCUGUACAUCUACACAAUCUCUCUACCGCCGCCAUGGCGGGCAGACAGUCUGUAAGGCUGCUCGCACGGCAGCUUGCGACACAGCAGCGCUCACACGCCGCCCAACAACCUCAAAUCCGCCGACGACCUUUCUCUAAUACCUCUCGCUACCUUGAAGCGCACAAUUUCACGAUGCCGGCCAUGUCCCCUACCAUGACAGAGGGCAAUAUCUCUAGCUGGAAGGUCAAGGAAGGAGACUCCUUUUCCGCGGGUGACAUUCUGCUGGAGAUCGAGACGGACAAGGCCACCAUGGACGUCGAGGCGCAGGAGGACGGAGUGAUGGCCAAGAUCUUCGCCGAUGAAGGCGCGAAAGCAGUCAAGGUCGGCACGAGGAUAGCGGUCUUGGGUGACGCCGGCGACGACGUCUCGAGCCUCGAAAUCCCCGCCGACGACUCCAAAACGGUCGAGUCACCGGCGGACAAUGUCCAGGGCAGCAACAAGGACAACGGCGGGAACAAGUACGAGUCUUCUGGCGUCGAGAAGGAAAUCCCAGGCACACCCGAGAAUAAGAGACCGGCAAAGGACAAGCCCAAGACGAGUCCGACAGGGUCCGGCCAGAACCCCAAAUACCCUCUCUACCCGUCCGUCAUUGCUCUCAUUCACGAGAAGCACAUCCCAGACGAGGACGUCACCAAGAUCACGGCCACCGGCCCGAACGGUCGUCUUCUCAAAGGCGACGUCCUGGCCUACCUGGGCACGAUCGACUCCGAUUACCCCUCGACACAAUCCAAGCGCAUCGAACAUCUCGAGCAUCUUGACCUGAGCAACAUCAAACUCCUCCCUACUACACAAGCGAAACCCGCAGGCACAACAGCUGCCGCACCCGCACCAGAGGCAGUCGCGGCGCCCAAGGUGACCAGCAUCGCCAUCACCAUCUCCCUGGCCGAAGUGCUCAAGGUACAAAAGCGGAUCAAAGACACCCUCGGUGCGACCGUGCCUCUGUCGACGUUCCUCGCAAGAGCCGUCGACUUGGCCAACGACGACCUGCCCCAACCCAAGGGCACAAAACCCUCUGCGGACGACCUGUUCAACGCGGUGUUGGGACUGGACACCAUCCCAACGACGUCGCGUGGCAUGUACCUCCCCCAGAUCGACGCCUUUUCUCUUUCGUCGUCGUCGUCGUCGUCCUCUGCGUCUCUACUGGGACGCCACCAAGCCCGACCCAGCAAACAACCUGACAUCAUCGACAUCCUCUCGGGCAAGGCCAUUCCGAAACGCGCAGCACCGCGGUCCUCAAUCUCAACGGCAGCGUCGGCAGCAGGAAGAAGUCUCUCCACGGCCGACGGAGCCCUCAACACUUUCAGCCUCACCGUACCCGCGGGCGAGGAAAAGAGAGCAAAGACAUUCCUGGAGCGAGUCAAGACCGUUUUGCAAGUCGAGCCUGGGAAGCUGAUUCUCUAGGGUUUCAUGGCGGUGGUGGUACUGGCGCGAUGGGCGAGGAGAAAAAUGGUACCAUCGUACGGAGCAUGGAUUUCGCAAAGCGGUACUUACCCAGGUGUAUAAUGUGCGCGUUACUCGGACUCGGGCUCGUACGAGUACAGGCCGAUCCAUCUCUCAGCCUGACCUCGUUUUUUUUGUUGUAGAAUAAGGAACAAAAUUCGAUUCAAGCGAACCAACACAAGCUAAAGGAUUCUACUCGCUACUCGCUACGGAGUACUCAUUCGACUUCGG